UAAAUGCAGACCCACUCCCAGCUUAUAUAAGGCUAGCAUACAAGACUAUAAAUAUAUUCCAUCUCAACAAGGGAGUGCGUAGAAAGGAGUUAUUCAGUAUGUGUUCUCUACAAGUGAUCCUUGCUUCAGCUCUCUGCUAUGCAUUCCUCCUUCCUGGUGAGUGUAUCACAGGAGGGAAGGAAUCUACACCACACUCCCGUCCCUAUAUGGCCUCACUGCAGCUGGAAGGCAAACACAACUGUGGUGGAUUUCUGAUCUCUCGUGAGUGGGUUAUGAGUGCCGCACACUGCUUUCAGGACAGCAGUAAUUAUAAGAUUGUGUUGGGCGCUCAUUCCCUAUCCCAGGAAGAGGACACGAAACAAACGUUUGAUGUGGCUGCUGUCUAUAAUCAUCCCGAUUUCAACAUUAAUAACUAUGAUAAUGAUAUUGCACUGGUUAAGCUAAGUCAGUCAGUCACAGAGACUGAUGCAGUGAAGCCUGUGAAGUUCCAGAGAUCAGGAGGGAGUGAUCCUGGUACAGAUGCGUCUGUGGAAACUGCAGGGUGGGGCAAAUUAGACAAUCUUGGCAACCGGCCAGAUAAACUGCAUGAAGUGACUGUUGCUGUUAUAAAGAGACGUACCUGUGGUCGCAGUAACUCCUAUGGGGAAUCAUUUACAACAAAUAUGCUCUGUGCUGGAAAACAACUCAAGGACACCUGCGAUGGUGAUUCUGGUGGUCCUUUGCUCUAUAAUGGCAUUGCUGUGGGAAUAACCUCAAAUGGAGGGAGGAGUUGUGGUUCCACCAGGAAGCCUGGACUCUACACCAUAAUAUCACAUUAUGAUGACUGGAUCACCAGCACUAUGUCCCAGUAACCUGUCAGCGGUUCGACUGACAAAUUGACCAUAUUAUUGCUUGUUCUAUCACAUCAUAUUUGAGGCAGAUUAAAUGAAAUCUUUAUUGUCACACUGUACACAGAGGUUAGUCACCACUUUCGGUCUUUCAUGUUGUGACAGGUUACUUGCUAUAGCUCACCAUUAUACGAAAUAUAGCUUUUUUUAUUGUUCUUUGUGAACGGUAAUAUUUUAUUAUGAUGUAUAAGUAUAAUAGGUUUGUUCAGAUUUUAUACCAGAAUUUAAAAUUCACAGGUUAUCAUAACUCUAACAUACAUAUAGGUUUUCUUCAUUUUUGUAGUUACUCUUUUUCUUUCAUGCUAAUGGGGUGUAUUAUCUUGUAUUCUGGUUUUAAAAAUGAGUUCUGUAAAAAUACUUUUUUUUUUAAGUCUGCCAAAUAAAUAAAGAAAUAGGCAAAUACUAAAAGGAUAACUACAUGGAUAAGUGCAGCAAUGUAAGGAAAUGGUUUAAUACAUAGUGAAAUAUACAAUAAUAUUAAAUAAUCUGGUCAUUUUUAACUAUUUAAACUUUAAAAUAACCAUUAAAAUGUAUUUCCGUGAUGUCAGUAAAUAUAUAUAUAUAUAUAUAUAUAUAUAUAUAUAUAUAUAUAUAUAUAUAUAUAUAUAUAUAGGGAAUGCAGCCUAAAAUGAUCAUCAGGUGUGAAAUGACUUUAAUCUGUUUUGUCUGCCAAAUUAAUUAUUACAACACAUACAUGAUCCGGGUUUUCAGUGAGUAGGCCUGUAAGUUACUACCAGUUUGAGGUAAAAUUAAUGAACAGUAUUCUAAAUUAUUUAGUAUAUAAAUUCAGGACCCAUUCCAAACCCAUUAGUCUUGUUGAACAGGUGAUUAAAUCAUUGUUAAAAAAGUGAUUGUCUAUUAACCUUUUGGCCUAAUGUAUGUGACACACUGGGAAAAGCGCCCAACGUUGUACUCAACGUUUGGCCCAACCCAUGGGAUAUAGCUACCAUACACUAGCUACUAUAGCCCCAUUGCCCAAGUGGUUGUGUUUAUUACUCUAUUAGCCUGGAGAAAUAUUUUUCUUAAAUGGAGUUGUACCACUUCCCCUACUCACAAUAAAUGGAUACAAGCUAUAUUUUUCUACAUUCAUUUGGAGAAAUUAUGUUUUAUGCAGCAAACCUGGGAUCCUUUCUCUGCCUGCUCUGUCCCUCUGAUUCAGACUCAUAUGAUAAAUAAGAAAUGUCUCCUUUAGAACAUCACUGAAUGCUAUUCAUGACAGAAUAUUGUACAUCUGUGGUUUUUUUCUGUGUUGGGACGGUAAAGGUUUUGCGUUUGAUGUGUCCUGUCCUGUUAAAAUUGCAAGAAAAAUAUAGACAAAUAAAAAUGUGAUUAUCUAAAUACAA
This is a messenger RNA of Tachysurus vachellii, 2230 nucleotides long. RefSeq names its product complement factor D (adipsin) (gene cfd). Bases 99 to 851 code for a protein of 250 amino acids. The transcript is spliced from 5 exons. NCBI's taxonomy places the organism in Eukaryota, Metazoa, Chordata, Actinopteri, Siluriformes, Bagridae. Gene Ontology annotation, biological process: proteolysis. Gene Ontology annotation, molecular function: serine-type endopeptidase activity. The record is from RefSeq and is a predicted model, not a curated record.